UCAGUUCCAGAAGGACAGGGAACUGCUGGAGAGGGUCCAGCGUAGGGCAACAAAGAUGAUUAAGGGAGUGGAGCAUCUCCCUUAUGAAGAAAGGCUGAGGGAGCUGGGUCUCUUUAGUUUGGAGAAGAGGAGACUAAGGGGGGACCUUAUUAAUGCUUAUAAAUAUAUGAAGGGUGAGUGCCAUGAGGAUGGAGCCAGGCUCUUCUCGGUGGCAAACAAUGAUAGGACAAGGGGUAAUGGGAUCAAGCUGGAACACAAGAGGUUCCACUUAAAUUUGAGAAAAAACUUCUUCUCAGUGAGGGUGACAGAGCACUGGAACAGGCUGCCCAGGGAGGUUGUGGAGUCUCCUUCUCUGGAGACAUUCAAAACCCGCCUGGACAUGUUCCUGUGCGACCUCACCUAGAUGUUCCUGCUCCAGCAGGGGGAUUGGACUAGAUGAUCUUUUGAGGUACCUUCCAAUCCCAAACAUACUGUGAUACUGUGUGAUACUGUUUUCCCAUGCUAUGCACCAAUGACUUUGUUGGGGAUUAUGGUUUUGUUUCACUACUAGUAACAUUUGAAGAAUCAGCACAGGCAUGCAAAUGCUCACAGAAACUUUCCUGUCUUUGCAGAAGGACGUUAAUACUUGGGAGGACAUGGCAAAUGAGACAAGUGUGGAAGAAUUCAUCCUUCUUGGCUUCCCAGGCACUUGGCAUUUCCGAGUGUCACUAGCGGUGAUAUUUGCACUGAUGUACUCCCUGGCAGUAAUAGGCAAUGCAUCCAUCAUAGCCCUCGUGUGGAUGAGCAGCAACCUCCAUACCCCAAUGUAUUUUUUCCUCUGUAAUCUCUCCUUUCUGGAGAUCUGGUACACUACUGGUGCUGUUCCCAAAGCCAUAGGAGUCAUGCUGGGGACUAGCCAGACCAUCUCCUUCAGUGCUUGCACCCUCCAGUUGUUCUUUCUUCUCUCCCUAGGCUCCACUGAGUGUUUUCUUCUGUCUGUCAUGGCCUAUGAUCGGUACAUAGCCAUAUGCUACCCCCUGAGAUACAGCUCCCUCAUGAACAGUGUCCUCUCUGCUCAGCUGGUGCUCAGCUCCUGGCUGGGAGGUUUUCUGGCCAUCUCUCUGCUGGCCUUUCUGACAUCAAGACUGACUUUCUGUGGGCCAGAUAUCAUCAAUCAUUUCCUCUGUGAUAUAGAUUCCUGCCUUGCCCUCUCCUGCAGUGACACGUGGUCUGUAGAGUUAGCAACCUUCCUUGUCUCCAUUAUUGUUGUACUGGCCUCCUGUGUGGUAACCUUGGUCUCCUACAUGUACAUCAUCUCUUCCAUACUGAGAAUCCAGUCAGUCCAUGGCCGAAAAAAGGCCUUUUCUACUUGCUCUGCCCAUCUCAGUGUCGUCACGAUCUGGUAUGGCUCUACCAUCUUCCUGUACGUCAAGCCAUCAGCCCGGAACUCCCUGGAUCUGAACAAACUCGUAAAUACCUUUAAUACAAUUGUAACUCCUUUGUUGAACCCUUUCAUUUACACACUCAGGAACAAAGAAGUGAAGAAAGCUCUGGAGUGGGCUUUCCAGAAAAAGUGAAGUGGCUUUUCAAAGGGUCUCAGUGGGAGCAAACAGAUUCACCCCCUCUCUCCUAUAACUUCUAUCCUGCAGAAGUUCCUCACCAAAGUGUAAGUACUCCUGGACAUCACAAGCAGUGAGAAGCCACCAUUUCCCCAGUGAGCUCAUCUCACUCACCUUACAGCCACCUUAGGCUGGGCUGAGCCUAGAUCCUAAUGCUUCCACCUCCCUCUGUUCACUCCUGGGUAAACCCAGAAUACCUCACUGUGCUCUGGAGAUCAGCACUUGGAAGGGGUCACAAACCCCAACUGGCAACAAUUCUCUAAUGGAACACUGUAGGGGUCGUCCUCCCACAGGUUUUUAUUCCAGUUUUUUGGGUGCUUCAUUUUAUCAGGGACUCAUAUGAGUCCCCUAAGAAGUCCCACUACCUGGCUUGCUGCUUUAGGAAGUGGACAAGUAUUUCUCUGUUUAAUCUGACAUUUUCUGGAUGCAUCUGAGCCCCAUAGUUGUGGCUGUUUCACAGAAUCAUGCUCUGGUUCAAGAGAAAAUUUGGCAAUGUCUGGUAUGCCUACCUACAGCCAUCAUUCCUUGCAGAAGACAGUCCUUCCCCCUGUGCAAUAUCUGAAUGUAUUUUUUAAGUUUUAAUUAAAAAUAUGUAAAUCACUAUGCUUCAUGCUAGAUGUGUCAGGGUACUUCCACAUCUAAAACCCCACAUCAAUUUUCAACAGUUCAUCAUUUCACCCAUUUUGGGCUUUGUUGUGGAAACACUUUAAUGUGAUUGGCAAAGUCCUCAAACUGCAGAGCUGUGGAAGGCUGGCUGGCAGCAAGUCUCUCUUUACACUCACUGGCAGGACAUUAGCACUUCCAAAGGGCACUUGCUUUUCCCCUCCUGAUUUUCAUUUCAGAACAGACGAAUUGUGUUCUCAAAGCUCUUCUUUCUGCACACUGACAGUGAAGGGAGUCCAUGUCACCACUUCAUAAGGAGGCAUCAACACAGCAGAUACAUCUUUAUGAGGAGUGUGGGACUGAUUUCACCUCAGUGUAGAGCUCUUCAAGUGAAAAGAUUGAGUCUGGACUGAAUGUCUGCUCCUCCCUUCUGGAAGCAGUGGUGCUUCUGGGGGCAAUUCUCCUGUGUCCACCAGUCCUAGGCACUUGGCUCUUAGUCCUGCAGCCAGGCCCAGGAACCAGUGCCCAAGGACAGGCUGAUGCCCACCCUUGUCAGCGGUGCUCUCUUUCUCGGUGGCAUUUGGGAAAAUCCCUGGGACAGCCCAGUGAGGCUGAAGAAAGAGCCUGACCCUGGAUCUGUCCUCAGGUAGCUAUCACUGCUGUUCAGUGUUGCUUAGGGAUGAUGUUGAUUUUGAUGGAGAAUUGUGUCUGUGGAGUGCUGAAUCCCUCUGCAGCCCUGGAGAGCAAACAAACUCAGGGUCUGAUGUCCAAGGGACCCUAGACACAGCAGACUGCAGGAAACUGGGGACUACUGUCAAUUCCCCAUAGACCCUGUCUAUGGUGCUUUGAGCUAAAUAGGAGUGUGCAAAGCCUCCAGUAGGGCUUGUAGAGCAAACCCACAUCAACUGGGAAAGGCAGGCCACCAUGGAACAGCAGUAGGGUAACAACCAAGUACCUUCAGCUUCCUCAGGUGAAGUGCAUGAUUCACUGGAUGGUAUUCAGCUGUAAAGUCAGCACCCUCCAGCUGAGCUUUGACAUGCAGUGCUGGGAUGGGAUUGCUGGAGGACAGCAUCACAGAAUCUUAGAAUCAUAAAAUAUUUUACAUUGGAAAAGACCUUUAAGAUUAUCAAGUCUAACCAUUAUCCUUGCACUGCCAAGUCCAUCACUAAACAAUGUCCCUAUGCAGCAUACCUAUAUGUGACUCAGCCACUUCCUGGGCAGCCUGUUCCAAUGCUUGAUAACCCUUUCUGUGAAUAAAUUUUUGCUAAUAACCAAUCUAAACCUCCCCUGGCACAUCUUGAGGACAUUUCUGCUGUUGUUUACUACUUAGGAGAAGAGACCAACACCCAUCUUGCUAUAACCUCCUUUCAGGUGUUUGUGGAGAAUAAGAUCUCCUUUGAGCUUCCUUUUCUCCAGGCUAAACAGCCCCAAGUCCCUCAGCCGCUCCCCAUCACACUUGUGCUCCAGCCCCUUCACCAGCUUUGUUGCCCUUCUCUGAACUUGCUCCAUCACCUCAAGUUCU
This is a messenger RNA of Columba livia (rock pigeon), 3723 nucleotides long. Its product is annotated as olfactory receptor 6F1. The record is from RefSeq and is a predicted model, not a curated record. The coding region runs from base 576 to 1556 and encodes 326 amino acids. The transcript has a single exon. Gene Ontology annotation, biological process: G protein-coupled receptor signaling pathway. Gene Ontology annotation, molecular function: olfactory receptor activity; G protein-coupled receptor activity. Gene Ontology annotation, cellular component: membrane. NCBI's taxonomy places the organism in Eukaryota, Metazoa, Chordata, Aves, Columbiformes, Columbidae.